Gopherus flavomarginatus (Mexican gopher tortoise) is the source of this 714-nucleotide messenger RNA. RefSeq names its product olfactory receptor 52N4-like. NCBI's taxonomy places the organism in Eukaryota, Metazoa, Chordata, Testudines, Testudinidae. Gene Ontology annotation, cellular component: membrane. Gene Ontology annotation, molecular function: G protein-coupled receptor activity; olfactory receptor activity. Gene Ontology annotation, biological process: G protein-coupled receptor signaling pathway. The record is from RefSeq and is a predicted model, not a curated record. The transcript is spliced from 2 exons. The coding region runs from base 1 to 714 and encodes 237 amino acids.
AUGUACAUCAUAGCUGUCUUGGGGAACUUGACCAUCCUGUUCAUCAUGACAAUAGAGCUGAGCCUCCAUGGGACCAUGUACUAUUUCCUCUGCAUGCUGGCUGUCACCAACCUGUUUCUGCCAAUAUCCAUCCUGCCCAAAACACUCAGCAUCUUCUGGUUCAAUUCCAGGGAGAUCGAUUUCAGCGCCUUCCUUGCCCUGGUGUACUUCAUUCACUGCUUCUUAGUGAUAGAGUCUGGGAUCUUUGUGGCCAUGGCUGUUGAUCGCUACGUGGCCAUCUGCCACCCGCUGAGAGAUUCCACCAUCCUGACAAACCCUGUGGUGGCCAAGAUCGGGCUUGCCAUGGUGCUGCUUGGUGCCAUGCUCAUACUGCCUUAUCCCUUCCUGGCGAGCUGGCGGCCAUACUGUAGAACCAACAUAAUCCCCCACACGCACUGCGAGCACAAGGCUGCGGUGAAGCUGGCCUGCACUGACACCCGUGUCAGUAGUUACUAUGGCCUCUUUGUGCUAUUCUGUGUGAAGGCCUUCUACAUUCCACAUCUCUUCUCCUCUCUCAUGCACUGGUAUGGCCACAAUGUAGCCCUGCGUCUCCAUGUUCUCAUUGCCAACAUGUACCUCCUGCUUUCCCCCGUGCUAAACCCCAUCAUCUACGGGGCGAGGACCGAACAGAUCUCGAAAUGGCUGCUCCGACUCUUUACUCAUAAAGGGACCUAA